CCCGCGACCCGAAGGGUUUCUAACAAGCAAGAACGGAUCCGGGAAAUGGACUUUUCUGCCUGGUGCUCUCCCCCCUCUGCAAACGGGCCCAUUUAAAGCUUUUUUGAGGAGGGAGAUUGGAAAGGACCAAUUCUGUGCCUCAAAUGGCUGAUGUAAAUGCUGGAGGCUCCUUGAGAGCUGAAUGGCUUGAAAAUCAUCUCUGGGAUUCUCUGUGCAACUCCAUCGGAUCCCAAGACUGAAAACAGAUUGAAACAAAAAACAACCUUUGGAGACUCAAGAGCUCCACAGGGAUCCCUGUCAGUGAAGAAGCCGGAAAUGGAUGCCACCUACCCAGCCUGGGAAGGAGUUGCUGCUCAGCUUGGGAACUGUGGGGAGGUCUGGGCAGGACCAGGGCAGAAGAUCCUGGAGGAAGCCCUCAGUUCUGAGAUGCAACAUUGGCGCUUCAGGAACAGCCCCUUUCAGGAGGCCGAAGGACCACGAGAGCUUUGCAGCCGCCUUCACCGCCUUUGCUGGGGAUGGUUGCAGCCAGAGAAGCACAGCAAGGCUCAGAUAUUGGACCGGGUGAUCUUGGAGCAGUUUCUGGCCGUCCUGCCCAGGGAGAUACAACGCUGGGUGUGGGAGUGCCGAGCGGAGACCAGCUGCCAGGCGGUGGCCCUGGCCGAAGGUUUCCUGCUAAGCCAAGCGGAAGAGGGGGAGGAGCAGGAAGGGUAUCAGGUUCCAAGGCCUUUCCUGGAGAUUGGCAUCAACUGUCCUGAAGAAAAGGGGGAUCCUGCAAAUCCUUCUCACAGUCCAUGUCUCAGAAGGAUUUCCAAGGAGGAAGGUCAAUUCCAGGACACCUCAAUAGGGAACAAAGUGGAGUCACUGUUGUUCGUCGGUUCCUCUCCUUGUACUGGUGGAGCUGAUGGAUCUCCAGCUCAGGUUCCUGCGUCCUUUGAGAAGGUGGCUGUUAAUUUCACCAGUGAAGAGUGGUUGCUGCUUGAUCCCAGGCAGAAAGCCCUGCAUCAAGAAGUCAUGUUGGAAACGUCAAGGAUCGUGGCCUCUUUAGCAGUUGGUGAUCCGGAUAGUGAAAAUUACCAAGAGCCAGGAGUACUGCCAUCACAAAUAAUCAAAAUUGAAAUACAAGGAGACACAUCUGCAGAUAAGUGUGAAAAAGGAAGAUAUGAGGAAAACCAGUCUUACAAUUUGAGAGAAAAAUCCAUUCUUGAAUGCACAGAAAUGGAUAAUUUCCUGACCCAACAGGAUUGUAAAGAAAGCAGAAUGGGAAAGUGUCAAAGAAAUGAUGAAAUACUUCAAGCAAAACCCAACUUCAGUAACCAGUGCAAAACUGGAAAGAGUUUCCGCAAUAACAGUAACAUUAUUCCCCAUAAAAUGAUCCAUACAAGGGAGAAGCCCUAUAAGUGUGUGGACUGUGGAAAGAGUUUUAGGUGGAGAGGUAAUCUAACUACCCAUAUGAAGAUCCAUUCACGGGAAAAACCCUAUAAAUGCACAGAGUGUGGGAAAAACUUCACCAUGAACAGUUCCCUUACUUCUCAUAAAAGGAUCCAUACAGGGGAGAAACCGUUUCAAUGCACAGUUUGUGGAAAGAGCUUCAGUUUGAACAGGUGCCUUGUUUCUCAUAAAAGGACCCAUUUAGGAUUGAGACUUUAUAUAUGCAAUCAAUGUGGGAAAAGUUUUAUUUUAAGCAGUUCCCUUACUAAUCACAUUGGUACCCAUACCAGAGAGAAACUAUAUCACUGUACUGACUGUGGGAAAAGCUUCAGGUGGAAAAGUCACCUCACUUCCCAUGAAAGGAUGCAUACAGGGGAAAAACCAUAUGAAUGCAAGGACUGUGGAAAAAGCUUCAGUAUGAACAGUUCUCUAACUUCUCAUAAAAAGAUCCAUACGGGAGAGAAGCCCUAUCAAUGCAUAUUAUGCGGGAAGAGCUUCAGGUUGAAAGGUCAUCUUACUUCCCAUAAAAGGAUGCACACAGGAGAAAAACCAUAUCAGUGCAUGGACUGUGGAAAGAGCUUCAGUAUGAGUAGUUCUCUUACUUCUCAUAAAAGGAUCCAUACAGGAGAGAAACCUUACCAAUGCUUGGAAUGUGGGAAGAGCUUCAGCAAAAGCAGUAUUCUUAAUUCCCAUAAAAGGAUCCACACAGGAGAAAAACCUUAUAAAUGCCUGGAUUGUGGAAAGAGCUUUAACAACAGGAAUCACCUCACCUCUCAUAAAAGGGUCCAUACAGGAGAGAAACCCUUUAAGUGCACAGAGUGCGGAAAGAGCUUCAGUUAUAGUGAUUCCCUUACUUCUCAUAAAAGGAUCCAUACAGGAGAGAAACCCUACAAGUGCAUGGAGUGUGGAAAGUCCUUUAUUCAGAGCAGUCACCUUACUUCCCAUAACAGAAUGCACACCGGGGAGAAACCAUAUAAAUGCAUGGAGUGUGGAAGGAGCUUCAGCAGCAGCAGUUCCCUUAUUUGCCAUAAAAGAAUCCAUUCAGGGUUGAAACCUUAUAUAUGCAAGGAAUGUGGGAAGAGUUUUAUUUCAAGCAGCUCCCUUACUAAUCACAUUAGCAUCCACAUAGCUGAGAAACUGUAUCAAUGUACAGAGUGUGUGAAAAGCUUCAGGUGGAAAAGUCAACUUAUUUCCCAUAAGAGAAUACAUACAGGGGAAAAACCCUAUCAGUGCAUGGAUUGUGGGAAAAGUUUCAGUCUGAACAGUUCCCUUACUUCUCAUAAAAGGAUCCAUACGGGAGAGAAACCAUAUAAAUGCAUAGAGUGUGGGAAGAGCUUCAGCAAAAGCUGUAACCUUACUUCCCAUAUAAGGAUCCACACAGGAGAGAAACCCUAUCAGUGUACAGAGUGUGGAAAAAGCUUCAGUUUGAACAGUUCUCUUACUUCUCAUAAAAGGAUCCAUACAGGAGAGAAAAAAAUAUACAUUAAUGAUGUGUGGAAAGAACUUAAUGUGGAACAAUCAACUUAUUUUCUGGUGCUGCUGGAAGCUGGCUUCACGCUCAGCCAGAUAGAGAAACGUUGGGAAGGAAUUUUAUGGAUCCACGAGAUCUCUUGGCCCCCAUUUGGACUUGUGUUGAAGAACAAAACAAAACAAAAAAUGGAGUCAAAACACCGAGCAGCUGAGAAAACUGGAAAAAGGAGCCAUCGGGGGACCUGGGCACGAACUGGGCAGAAGACCCUGAAGGAGGAAGCCAUCACUUCAGAGAUCCAGCGCUGGCACUUCAGGAAUGUCCACUACCAGGAAGCCAAAGGGCCGCGAGAACUUUGCAGCCAUCUCCAUCACCUUUGCCAUCGGUGGCUGAAGCCAGAAAGACACACCAAGGCCCAGAUGUUGGAUCUGGUACUUCUGGAGCAGUUCCUGGCUCUCCUGCCUUUAGAGAUGGAGGGCUGGGUGCGGGAGUGUGGAGCAGAGACCAGUUCCCAGGCGGUGGCCCUGGCAGAAGGCUUCCUCCUGAGCCAGGCGGAGGAGCAGAAGGAGCAGGGAGAGCAGCAGAUUCUGGAGAUGAUCACUGAACAUCCCAUGAGAAGGAAAGGCCUGUCCGAUCCCCCUCAGGAGCUCCUUCCCACGGUCACCUUCCAGAAAGACCAAAGUUGGGACACCCCUCGUGGGAACAAAAUGAUGUCGCUGGUCUUUGUAGGGGCAUCUCCUUAUUCUGCUGGCGCUGAGAGAGCAGCUGGAUCUCCAGCUCAGGGUCUUGUGUCCUUCGAGGAGGUAGCUGUGGAUUUCUCUGAGGAGGAGUGGGCUCAUCUGGAUCCUCACCAAAAGGCUCUUCAUGGAGAAGUCAUGCUGGAAAACUCCAGGAAUGUGGCCUCGCUGGGAACUCCGAGGACUUUUCCCCAUACUCCACGGAAACGAACAACCACAGGCGGCAAGCCAUAUAAAUGCUUGGACUGCGGGAAGAUCUUCAGCAAGAGCAGCAAUCUGACUUCCCACAAAAGAAUCCACACGGGGGAGAAGCCAUAUACAUGCCUGGACUGCGGGAAGCGCUUCAGUCGGAGCAGUAGCUUCUCGGCACAUAAAAGGAUCCACACCGGAGAGAAACCUUAUGAGUGCACGGAGUGCGGCAAGCGAUUCAGUGAGAGCAGUCAUCUCAUCGCACACAAAAGGAUCCACACGGGAGAAAAACCAUAUGAGUGCAUCGAAUGCGGGAAGAGCUUCAGUCAGAGCAGCAGCUUCGCGGCACAUAGGAGGAUCCACACAGGGGAGAAACCCUACAAAUGCGUGGAGUGCGGGAAGAGCUUCAAUACCAGUACGCACCUGACGUCUCACAAAAGGAUCCACACAGGAGAAAAACCCUACAAAUGCACGGAGUGCGGGAAGUGCUUCAGUGAAAAUGGAGCUCUGACGUCGCACAAGAGGAUCCACACGGGGGAGAAACCGUACAAAUGCACGGAGUGUGGAAAGUGCUUCAGUCAGAGCAGUUCCUUUACGCUUCAUAAAAAGAGGCAUAAAGGAGAGACGCCGUAUAUAUGCAUCAAGUGGUGAAAAAAAAAGUUCCCGUUCUUUCCCGUAAAAGGGUCCACAAAGGAGAAGAAAUGGCUUGAAUGCAUGGAGUUGGGAAAACUAAAUCCGUCUUUUUGCGAAACACCUACCAACCUCAAAAAUAACCCCAGUAACUUUUUUCUGGUGGAGAGCGAUAAUUGGGGUGUGGUAAAGCCGAAUAACAAAAAAAAAAUAAAAAAUAAGCGGGAUCAAGUGAAAUAAAUUAAAUUUGACAUUCUGUCUGUGGCAGGGGUGUUAAACUCGCUGUCUGUUUAACAUCACGCAGUGCGCCCCCCCCCCCUUUUAGCAAAGGAGGAAAAAGUUGCAAUACGUCAUGUGACGACAAUGUAUCAUCAUGAGUGUUGUGCCUCGUCCGCUUUCCCCGCAGCCGGGGCCUUCUUAUCUGCUUCCGAACGCUGAGGAAUGUCCUAGCAUGCCUCCCGGCCCCAGCCCUGGCUCCAUGCCCAGACAGGCUGAGGAAGAAGAAGCGCCCUGGCUCCAUGCCCAGGCAAACGGACAACUAGACCCCUCCCCCUCCCCCACAGCAUGUGAGCCUGAGGAAGGUCAA
This is a messenger RNA of Ahaetulla prasina, 5038 nucleotides long. RefSeq names its product zinc finger protein 721-like. Gene Ontology annotation, cellular component: nucleus. Lineage: Eukaryota; Metazoa; Chordata; Lepidosauria; Squamata; Colubridae. The record is from RefSeq and is a predicted model, not a curated record. Gene Ontology annotation, biological process: regulation of DNA-templated transcription. The transcript is spliced from 13 exons. Bases 316 to 4473 code for a protein of 1385 amino acids.